AUGAUGAUCGAAAUGGCUUCUUCGAACAGGAUGAGUUCAACGCAGUGGCCGAUCGCAUUGCCCAUCCAAACCCGUACCAGCUGUGGCAGCAGCUGGACAGCGACCGGACAGGCUACGUCAGCCUGCGAGACAUCAGCGAGGACGAUGCUCAGCUCUGGUUUGAAUUUCGAACUUUCUGCGGCGCAAACUUCAAGAGCGC
Symbiodinium necroappetens is the source of this 199-nucleotide messenger RNA. Lineage: Eukaryota; Dinophyceae; Suessiales; Symbiodiniaceae. The record is from the annotation of a GenBank genome assembly.